UCAGGAAGCAGCGAGGAGACAAACCACCAUCAGCAACAACAAUAGCGGGUCGCCAUUCCUUCCCAUUUAGACACGAACACCUGUAAAACACACCUUUCUCCACGCAGCCGACGCGAGGCAGCUCUUUGUCCCUCACGAUGACGGCGGCAGUGUUCUUCGGCUGCACCUUCAUCGCCUUCGGACCGGCCAUCGCGCUCUUCCUCUUCACGAUCGCCCGGGAGCCGCUCAGGGUCAUCUUCCUCAUCGCCGGAGCGUUCUUCUGGCUGGUGUCUCUGCUGCUGGCGUCUCUGGUUUGGUUCAUCUCGGUUCAGAUCAGCGACAAGCAGAGCGCCGCCCAGCAGAAGGGGCUCCUGGUCUUCGGCGUGGUCCUCUCCGUGCUGCUGCAGGAGGCCUUCCGCUUCGGCUACUACAAGCUGCUGAAGAAGGCGAAUGAAGGCCUCCUCAUCCUCAGCCAGGAGGAAACCAUGCCCAUCUCCAUCCGGCAGCUGGCCUACGUCUCGGGCCUCGGCUUCGGCUUCAUGAGCGGAGCGUUCUCGGUGGUGAACAUCCUGGCGGACUCCGUGGGGCCGGGAACCAUCGGGAUCCACGGAGACUCCCAGCACUACUUCCUGUCCUCGGCCUUCAUGACGAUGGCCAUCAUCCUGCUCCACAUGUUCUGGGGUGUCGUCUUCUUUGACGGCUGCGAGAAGAAGCGCUGGUGGGCGGUGGCUGCUGUGGUCGCCAGCCACCUCCUCGUCUCCUGUCUGACCUUCCAGAACCCCGAGUACGUGGGCAGCCUGGUUCCCACCUACGUGGUCCUGGUCCUGAUGGGCGUCUGGGCCUUCUACACCGCCGGCGGCUCCCUGAGGAACCUCAAGCUCUGCCUCACCUGCAAAGACAAGGACUUCCUGCUCGCCAACCACCGGCCCAGAUAACGCCGCGGCGCGUUGGGCAGGACUCUACCGGAAGAUCGUCGUGUUCAUACACACACUGAACACACACACAGACACACACACACACAGACACACUUCACUCUGUCUCGACAUGUUGAAAUCUAAAAACACCAAAAGUUCCUGGAAGAAAAGCAACACAAAGUUAAAUUUAGAAGCUCGUUUAAAAAGAUUUUUUCAUGAGGAUCAAUUCACAAAACGACUCGCGGUCUCCAGUGUGGCUCUGAAUCAAACCCACCGGAGGUCUUUUAGGUCGGCGGCACUCUUUCACAUUCUGUACAUACUCUUCAAAUUUCUAGCGUUGAGUUUCUCACUUAUGAACAACAGUCUUUGUGUAAAUAAUUAUGACUUUUAAACCCCGAUGUGUAGAUAGUUAAAGAACUUGCCUUUUUGAUUUGAAACGAGAUUUACGGAUGACGGGCGUUUUCUUUUUGUUCUUUUGAUUCUGGAUGCGCCAACUAUGACAUUUUGGGCCAAUUCAAUGUUUAAAUAAAACAAUUUGACGAUAUAUUUGUUUACUUCUCUUUGUGCUUGGGAUACAUGUUGAUCAUAAAAUAAAACUGUUUUAAAGUCAA
Molecule: messenger RNA, 1504 nt
Organism: Pseudoliparis swirei
Lineage: Eukaryota; Metazoa; Chordata; Actinopteri; Perciformes; Liparidae
Gene: aph1b
Product: APH1B gamma secretase subunit
Exons: 6
Coding region: 138-914 (258 amino acids)
Biological process (GO): Notch signaling pathway; positive regulation of catalytic activity; protein processing
Cellular component (GO): membrane; endoplasmic reticulum; gamma-secretase complex
Molecular function (GO): protein-macromolecule adaptor activity
Source: RefSeq, a predicted model, not a curated record